Messenger RNA from Rattus rattus (black rat), 1191 nucleotides. RefSeq names its product ninjurin 1 (gene Ninj1). Gene Ontology annotation, cellular component: membrane. Gene Ontology annotation, biological process: tissue regeneration; cell adhesion. Lineage: Eukaryota; Metazoa; Chordata; Mammalia; Rodentia; Muridae. Bases 72 to 530 code for a protein of 152 amino acids. The record is from RefSeq and is a predicted model, not a curated record. The transcript has 4 exons.
CACAGCCGUAGCCCGUGGCGGAGGCGCGGGCGCGCUCAGGCCCUGUGCUGGGCGGCCCGGGCGGCCGCACCAUGGAUCCCGGCACCGAGGAAUACGAGCUCAACGGCGACCUGCGCCCUGGCUCUCCCGGUUCCCCCGACGCCUCGCCACCCCGCUGGGGUUUGAGGAACCGGCCCAUCAAUGUAAACCAUUACGCCAACAAGAAGAGCGCCGCGGAGAGCAUGCUGGACAUCGCGCUGCUCAUGGCCAACGCGUCGCAGCUCAAGGCCGUGGUGGAGCAGGGCAAUGAGUUCGCCUUCUUCGUGCCCCUCGUGGUGCUCAUCUCCAUCUCUCUUGUGCUGCAGAUCGGAGUGGGCGUGCUGCUCAUCUUCCUGGUCAAGUAUGACCUCAACAACCCAGCCAAGCACGCCAAGCUGGACUUCCUUAACAACCUGGCCACGGGGCUGGUUUUCAUCAUCGUGGUGGUCAACAUCUUCAUUACGGCCUUUGGUGUCCAGAAGCCUGUCAUGGACGUGGCACCCCGGCAGUAGGAUGCCCAGAGACCUUGAAGGUAUCUGACCUGCAGCCCAGCUGUCCAGACCCCUGCAACUGCUGUAUCCCCAAGGCAUCCCUCUCCUGUUCACAGCCCAAGGUGGCCUCCGCUGGACCAUGGUCAAGGAUGGACUUCCGUCCAACUGUGACUGCUGUGUGGACGGCCACCCGAGGCGUGUGGGAACUGGAUGCAAAGCUAUGAAGAUCAGAACUGGACAGUUCCACCGAAACCCACGCCCAGAGGAUGGUCACUGCCCGCCCUAGGACAUGCAGCAAAUCCAUGAUUGGACUCGACGAGGGGCCAGAACUGAUCUCUGUCUCAGGACGUUCCAGAAGGACCAGGAUAUGCCCCUCCCUUUGCUGAUACACCAGUGACCCUACUUCUCAUGGAGCCUGCACAGGUCACCCUGGAGACUGCUGUCUUUGUUGUGUCCUGACCCAGGGACCUUGGACAGUCAUCAGUACCUGCUGGCUCCAGCCUCAGUGCCUGGGCUUGGCAGUGCCUCUUGGCAUCGAGAGGCAGCCAUGCCUGUGGGGGCUGCAGGUCAUGCUGGUACCUUCUACCAGUAGUGACUUGGGAAGAGUCCCAGCCCCCAACUCAGGGGCUCAGGCCCCACUUUUCUAAUCAGGAAUGACAAUAAAGCUUAUGUGCUUCCCUGC